Molecule: messenger RNA, 588 nt
Organism: Diabrotica balteata
Lineage: Eukaryota; Metazoa; Arthropoda; Insecta; Coleoptera; Chrysomelidae
Source: the annotation of a GenBank genome assembly
AUGUCUAGUCGUAAAGCUAUUUUAGAUAACGCGAUGUCAAAAGGUGCCACAAAGAAAAUUGUUCAGAAAGGCGAUUGGAAAGAAAACGUGGCAAAAUUAAAAGUUCUACAGAAAAAAUGGAAAGUUUUAAGAGACGGGUUCAAUCGCUACGUAAGCAAUGCAAAAAAAAUAAAAAGUGACUCAGGACCAAAUAAAAAACGCCAAUAUGUAUACUAUCAACAGCUAUCAUUCUUAUUAGCAUUGUCAACUGAUAAAGCAGAUGCUAUAAAUAGUAUAGAAGAAGAAAUUGAGACUGAUGACGUACUAACAGCCAGUUUGGAAGAUUCGACAUUUCAACGAGGCCAAAAGCGAAGCAGUACAACGAAAGAAGAUAAUUUAAUGGACCAAUUGACAGUCAAUUCAAACAGAAAAUACACGGAAAAUCUGCCAACGAAAGAAGCAGAUGAUGAUAAAUUAUUUCUCUUAUCAUUACAUGGUGAUUUUAAGAACAUUUCAGAUGAUUAUAAAUUAGAUGCCAAGAUAGAAAUGCUAACAGUUUUAAAAAAAUACAAAGAAUUAUCGUCUGAGAAGAAUUUACACUCCAACUAG